AUGGAGGCUUCUUCAGUUCUUCUGCUGACAGUGACAGAGGUGGAGGCGGAACGGGAACUUCCCAAGCAAGCAGCGCAGCCGGACAUUGGAGUGCAAGCAAGUGGUGAAGUAUUUGUGUCGGAAGGAUAUACAAAUUGGAAGAAAAAAGAAACAUUCAAUGAGCUUGUUGGAGGUCCGAAUAGUGCUCAUAACAAAGCUUGGAGAAGAUGUGAAGAUUUGAUUAAUCAACAACAACAAAUCAAAUUUGCUUUUGAGAAGCAAUCAGAACCAGCACGUAAAGAUUAUCGGCUUCGUCUGACUGCUUCACUUGACUGCAUUCGUUUUCUUCUAUCUCAAGGCUUGGCAUUUCAUGGCCGCAAUGAAGCAAAAGAGUCUCAUAAUCAAAGCAGCUUUCUUCAGCUCCUCUAUUUUCUUGCUAGUCACAAUGACGCUAUAAAAAAUGUUGUCUUGAAUAAUGCUCCAGGAAAUAUGAAAAUGAUAUCCCCUGAUAUUCAGAAUGAUCUUAUCCGUGCUUGCGCUAUGGAGACCACUAAUGUUAUUCUCCAUGAGCUAGGGGAUGAAUUCUUUGCUAUUUUACUUGAUGAAUCUCGUGAUGUUUCGGUCAAGGAACAAAUGGCGGUUGCUCUAAGAUUAGUUAAUUCGGAAGGGUAUGUUGUUGAGCGUUUUCUUGGCAUUGUUCAUGUUAGUGACACUACUGCUUCCUCACUAAAAGUGGCUAUUCAGCUUCUUUUUCUGAAGCAUAAUUUGAGCUUGUCUAAAGUGCGGGGGCAAGGCUAUGAUGGGGCAAGUAAUAUGCGAAGGGAAUUUAAUGGACUCAAACCUUUGAUCAUGCAAGAGAAUUCUUCUGCUUAUUAUGUUCAUUGUUUUGCUCAUCAACUUCAACUAGCUCUUGUUGCCGUGGCAAAAAAGAAACCACAAGUUGCUACAUUUUCAACUCGGUGA
Molecule: messenger RNA, 942 nt
Organism: Punica granatum (pomegranate)
Lineage: Eukaryota; Viridiplantae; Streptophyta; Magnoliopsida; Myrtales; Lythraceae
Source: RefSeq, a predicted model, not a curated record